Messenger RNA from Botrytis byssoidea, 1934 nucleotides. RefSeq lists its product as uncharacterized. NCBI's taxonomy places the organism in Eukaryota, Fungi, Ascomycota, Leotiomycetes, Helotiales, Sclerotiniaceae. The transcript is spliced from 2 exons. The record is from RefSeq and is a predicted model, not a curated record. Bases 142 to 876 code for a protein of 244 amino acids.
CAAUCUAUGAGUCAUUUCAUAAUGUCUAUAAGUAGUUAAGGUGAGAUAGAGUAUGAUAGUAUAGUUAAGUCUUGAAUUCUUCUCCAAUUGCUAUUCUUGUUAUUCUCCUUCUUUUCUAUUGUCCCUUCAUAGUACACAAAAAUGGCCAUACCACCCACCACACCCUCCUCACCAUCCCCCAAAUUCGCAAAAGUCGGCCUCAUUCCUUGGGAUCCAGACUCUCCGUCCCACGUCGAGAGAUUAUUCAACCAACGAGUAGUCUGUACCUGGAACUCAGAAUACGUAGAAUCAUGGCGAGAAAAACAGAGACAGGGCGCUAUUACCCUUCAAUGGAUCGUCCUACCAAUUACUACCGUCUCUCGCGAUGAUCUUCAUAAGCUCCACACAACGCAAUUCCCCUUGGAAUCAGAACCAUUAAUCGAUUCAGCAACAACAUUCAACGCACUCCCUCGUACCCCACCCUCACCACCCCACUCCUUCCUCCCCAUCGGCCACAUAGCCCUCGAAGUUCAGCCAUCCUCCCCCAUCUCCUCCUCUCCCCCCUCCACCUAUAAAAUAUCUGGUCUCUACAUUUCCGGCGCCAUGCGCAGCUUAGGUCUAGGUCGCGCAACCAUGGAUACAAUCGAAGCACUUGCCUCUUCGCCCCCGAUUUCUGCGAGGAAAUUACUACUAGAAGUUAUAGCGAAUGAAUAUCCAGGGAAGGAAGAACGGAAUGUUGCGCUGAAAAUAGAGAAGCAGCCGGUGGAGAGACAGGAUUGGUAUGCUAGGAGGGGGUAUAGGAUUGUGGGGAUGAAGGAUGGGAUGUGGCCUGAAAAAGAUGAGGAGGGGAGGGUGUGGACGGCUAGGUGUUUGUUUAUGGAAAGGGUUGUGGGGUAGAUGGAAGGGAAGUUAUUGUGUUUAGGGAGUUUAGAGGCAGUGGGGUACGGACAAUACAGUUAAAGAGACUGGCAUAGAAAAGAAGACGGGCGAGAUUGUCGCAAGAUGCGGCACGCGACUCGCUAAAGCUUCCUGAAAUCUUACAAAAAUAGUUUUGAAAACUUAUAACCAAGUAUACAGGAGCUAAACAAUCUAUACCUUCUCUUCUGUUGCACAUCUGAAAUUCUGUCGCGGUGGAAGAUUGGUAGUCAGUAGGCACUUUGGUUUGGUUUUGUUGCAUAUCUAACCGCGACGGGGAAUUGGCUACAUCUAUCCCCCCGGUGGUAUUUCGCUGGUCCCCGAGAUUCCCGUGGCGGGACUUUUAGAUCACGCUAUAUUGCAUGUCCAAAACCUUUUAUCGCAGAAUUAGGUUGGGCUAUUUCUUGACCUUCUGUUGCAUAUCUAAGUCUUCUACCGCUGUGGAGCAUAGUUUGUUCUUUUGGACUUUUGUUUCGUGUCCCCUCUAAUCUCGUUGUAGAAUUGCAGAAUCUGUUGAUCUCCGGGGAUUUUCGUCGCGAUGGAGGUUAAAGUCUACUAGUUCUCUGUCGUAGUAAGGUAGAUCAGAACCAGGAUUGAGUACGAUCCGCUGUGGUGGGAAGUGGGUGGCUUAGGUUUGGACUUUUGUUGCAUAUCUGAUUCCAUUCCAUUUCAUGGUGGAAUCUUGAUUCCUUUGGGGAUUCGGGUUGCAUAUCUAACACUUUUCUACGACGGGACGAGGGGUAAUUGUAUAUCUCCUUCUCAUUCUUUUGGGGUAUCCGAAAGGAUUGGUUCUGUUGCACAUCUGAGAUUCUUCCAUGACGGUAAACGGGGGCUUGUGAGCUUCUUUUGUACGGUCUUCGAAUAUGGAUGCUCGGUUGUUGCAUAUCUGGAUUUCCUACGAUUAUAAUAAGGGUUACUUACCUAUAUGUCUAGUUUCCACCGUGUAGAGCCUGUCACUUUAAAAUUCAUAGAUCGAUCCACAUCUGCAACUCUCUGUGUUGGGGUAUGUGCUACUUCUGGACUUUUGUUGCAUAUCUGAU